Aspergillus calidoustus is the source of this 3438-nucleotide messenger RNA. Lineage: Eukaryota; Fungi; Ascomycota; Eurotiomycetes; Eurotiales; Aspergillaceae. The record is from the annotation of a GenBank genome assembly.
AUGACGGACAACGCUGUUGAGCCCGAGCUAGAAACGCUAGCUAACCUAGUCCUUUCUCCGGCCUGCCAGCCUACAGAUAAUCAAAUGCUGGUUGAUGAAUACGAACGAUACCACCAUGACAGAACCGACGACGUCGUUGUCUCCCACUCGGGCUCUGAGGAGCCGGAGACAGAACCCCCAGCGGAUGACUUCCCGGCGAUGAUGGCCCGCGUCCUCCCGAAAGACCCUGAAUUGGAAACUAUCGAGGAAACAUGGCAUACAUGGCACAUUCAGGACUGGCGGAAGUUGAAAAAGAAGGAACACGGUCCGGCAUUCAAGUGCGGCGGUUUCCCAUGGCGGAUACUUUUCUUCCCGUACGGAAAUCACGUCGAACACGCUUCGUUCUACCUAGAGCAUGCUUGGGAAACUGAACCUCCAGAGAACUGGUAUGCAUGUGUGCAGUUCGCCCUGGUCCUGUGGAACGUCAACGAUCCCACCAUUCAUAUUUCCCAUGUCGCAACCCAUCGAUUUAAUGUGGACGAAGGAGAUUGGGGGUUCACUCGGUUUUGUGAAUUGCGCAGACUCUUCAGCAUGCCUUGGGAAGAUCGUGGGGUUCCGCUAGUCCAGAAUGACGAGGCCAAGGUCACGGCAUACGUUCGUGUUGUCAAAGAUCCAACAGGUGUCUUAUGGCACAGCUUCCAGAAUUACGAUUCCAAGAAAGAAACCGGCAUGGUCGGACUGAAGAACCAAGGCGCAACAUGCUACCUUAACUCUCUAUUGCAAUCAUUAUAUUUUACAAACGCUUUCCGCAAAGCCGUCUAUCAAAUUCCCACAGAAGCAGAGGCGUCGCGAGAUAACAGCGCCUGGACUCUUCAGCGGCUGUUCAAUAACCUCCAGACAAGCGAUUUCCCCGUCUCGACAACUGAACUUACGGCCUCGUUUGGUUGGGAAUCACGGCAAAUUUUCGAGCAGCAAGAUGUUCAGGAGUUGUCGCGGAAGCUAAUGGAGAGAUUAGAAGAGAAGAUGAAGGGCACACCUGCAGAGAAGGCACUUCCGGACCUGUUCGUCGGCAAAACGAAGACCUAUAUCUCAUGCAUAAAUGUCGACUACGAAUCAUCGCGUGUGGAAGAUUUCUGGGAUAUCCAACUCAACGUGCGAGGUAACAAGACACUUGAUGAUAGUUUCAGGGACUAUAUUCAGGUGGAGACUCUUGAGGGCGAGAACAAGUACGACGCGGGUUCUCCAUACGGCCUGCAAGAUGCCAAGAAAGGAGAGAUUUUCGAAAGCUUUCCUCCGGUGCUGCACCUUCACCUGAAGCGCUUUGAGUAUGAUAUCCAUCGCGAUGCGAUGAUGAAAAUCAACGAUCGACACGCCUUCCCGAUGGAGUUUGACGCGUCGCCCUACCUCUCCAAGGAUGCCGACAAGUCAGAAUCAUGGGUCUAUCAAUUACAUGGUGUUCUUGUUCACAGCGGUGAUUUGAACGCGGGCCACUAUUUCGCCUUCUUGAAACCGACUAAAGACGGAUAUUGGUAUCGCUUCGAUGAUGACCGUGUAACGAGGGCGACAGACAAGGAAGUGCUUGAAGAAAACUAUGGGGGCGAAUAUGAGCUGCCGAACGGCACAGUCGGGGUGAGGCAGCCGUACACUCGAGGGCUCUCUACCAAACGAUCGACAAAUGCCUACAUGUUGGUCUACAUCCGCAAAUCUAGGUCCGAUGACGUUCUCCUUCCUAUUACCACUGAGGAUGUUCCUGCCCACAUCGAGAAACGAUUAGUCGAGGAACGCGCCGAAUGGUUGCGCAAGAAGAAAGAAAAAGAAGAGGCGCACUUGUACCUCAGUGUCGGAGUCUUGUCUGAGGAGACUUUUAGGAACCACAACGGAUUCGAUCUAACGAGCUUCGACCAGUCGACUGCCGAAGCGGCGCUCCCCAAGCAGUAUCGGAUCCUCAAGACGACCAAGGUCAGUGAAUUCGCUGAGAAGAUAGCGGAGGAGAAGAACAUUAACCCUCACCAACUCCGCUUCUGGGUCAUGGUUAAUCGCCAAAACAAGACGAUGCGCCCGGAUCAAGUCAUCAAGGAUCCAGAAAUGACGGUCGAGGAGGCGUAUAGCAGAUAUGGCACCAAGGGUAACCCAUUCAGAGUCUGGCUUGAGGUUGGCCAAGCGUCUGCUGAUGGUACCGUUUCCUGGCCGGAUGGUAACGGCUCGGUGCUUGUCUUUUUGAAACAUUUUGAUGCGCAAAAGCAGACUCUGGCUGGUGUUCGUGCAGUAUACGUUCGAAAGACCCAGAAGGUCGCCGACCUGGCGCCCACGAUUCUCGAGAUCAUGAAUUGGCCCGCUGGGACAGAAUUCAUCCUCUAUGAGGAGAUCAAACACAAUAUGAUCGAACUCAUGAAGCCAAAACAGACAUUCCAGCAAUCGGAGAUUCAGGAUGGCGACAUUAUCACUUUCCAAAAGUCUAUCAAAGAGUCAGAACUCCCUCCCACGGCACUGUACACGGACGCGAAGCUUUACUACGACUACCUUCUAAACCGGAUAACCGUUACUUUCGCGCCUCUGAAAGCGAACGACGGUGAUGAAAUAUCCUUGGUUCUGAGCCGGAAGAUGUCUUACGACCAGUUUUCUAAGAAAGUUGGUGAGGCCUUGAGCGUGGACUACACACAUCUGCGUUUCGCUCCAGUCAUCGCCACUACCGGGAAGCCGAGGGCGUACAUCAAGAGGAACCCCAAUCAAAACGCUCAAACUCUCCAAAACAUCCUCUUCGGACAGAUGGGCGCCUACGCAAUUAAUAACAUUCGCCAAGAUGCCCUGUACUAUGAAGUCUUGGAGACGAGCCUGAGUGACUUUGAGUCGAAGAUCACUCUCUCAGUAACGUGGCUUCCCGAGGGUAUUUCCAAAGAACAAACCGUCGAAGUCCUCGUGCCCCGGGAAGGAACAAUUUCGGACGUCCUGGCUGGGUUACAGAAAAAGGCCAGCAUCGACGACGAAUCAAUCCGCAAUGUACGAGUUUACGAAGCACACAACCAUAGGAUAUCCAGGGACUUGCAGCCCGACUCCAAGAUUCCUACCAGCUACCAAGAUUAUCUCACCAUCUACGCAGAAAAGGUACCCGAGGAAGAGUUGAACCUGGAGAGCGGUGACCAGACGGUGAAUGCUUUCAACUUCGAGAAGGAAGCCUCAAGGACACAUGGUGUGCCUUUCAAGUUCGUUGUGAAGCCAGGAGAAAUCUUCAAACAAACCAAGGAACGACUGUCGAAGCGAACCGGCCUUAAGGGGAAGCGGUUUGAAAAGAUAAAGUUUGCUGUUGUACAGCGUCUGCACCCCUCAAACCCACGGUAUCUUGAAGACGAUGAUAUACUAUCAGAUAUAAUUGGUGAUUCUGGUGAUCUGCUCGGCCUCGACCAUCCGAAUAGUAAAAGCAGGAGCUUUUGGAACAGCAGCCAGUCCUUCUUCAUCAGAUAA